Macadamia integrifolia is the source of this 1432-nucleotide messenger RNA. RefSeq names its product protein DEK-like. Gene Ontology annotation, biological process: chromatin organization; regulation of double-strand break repair. Gene Ontology annotation, molecular function: DNA binding; histone binding. Gene Ontology annotation, cellular component: nucleus. The record is from RefSeq and is a predicted model, not a curated record. Lineage: Eukaryota; Viridiplantae; Streptophyta; Magnoliopsida; Proteales; Proteaceae.
GAAAAACAACGGGUAAAAGUAAAAGAAAAGAUUGACAAAUUUAUUAAAGAAAAAUUGUUGGACUUCUGUGAUGUGCUUGACAUUCCAGUUUCCAAGGCCACUACAAGGAAGGAAGAGCUGUCAGCAAAGUUAUUGGAAUUUUUGGAAUCUCCGCAUGCUACUACAGAAGUCUCGCUUGCAGAGAAGGAAGAGAAAGGUAAAAAACGAAAGAGGAAGGCGACUGCUGGUACAAAAGUGACAUCUGGCAAAGCAUCUGGACAUGGAUCAAACAAGAAAUGGAAACAGAGCCCUGAAAUUACAAAUAAAGAAAAGAAUAUCUCCAAAGAUGAGGAUGAAGAUGAAACUGGUUCUGCUGGCACUGGAGGUGAUCCUGAUGAAAGUGAUGACAGUGAUAGGGUUCAGAAGGAAGACAGUAGCGAUGAGGGUGAAAGUGAAUCAGAGAAUGCUGAAGACCAAGCAGAUGAGCACAUGGAAAGCAUAAAAGGCUCUAAUAAGAACAUCAAGGGCUCUGAGGCCAAGGGCAAGACCAAGACAAAAGCUGCUCCUGUCAAAGUGGGAACAUCAACAAAAUCAUUAAAAGCCCCUGCAAAAUCUAUAAAAGGCUCUUCAACAUCUGCUUUAAAAAAAGGUGGUGCUGCUGCUGAUAGAGUUUCUGCUUCACCUACUAAAUCCAAGGCAUCAAGAAAUAAAAAAGGGUCAGAGGAUGACAAGAGAAGUGCAAAGCAUACGAAGACAUCCGGGAAAGACAAAUCAAUAAGCAAAAAACAGCCAAGCAAGUCUGGGGCAAAGGUUUCUGUGAAGGAACAAGCUGGUAAGGCUAGCAAGAAGGCGAAGGCAAAGGCUGAGCCAAGCAGAGAAGAGAUGCAUGCUGUAGUCACUGAUAUCAUGAAGGAAGUGGACUUCAAUACAGCAACCUUGUCAGAUAUUAUCAGGCAACUAGGAACCCACUUUGGUAUGGAUCUAAUGCACAGGAAGGCAGAAGUGAAGGGUAUAAUUGAAGAAGUUAUAAAUGACAUGACCGAUGAGGAAGAUGGUGAGGAGGAUGAGAAUUCUGAACAAGCUGGGGAUGAAGCUGCUGAUGAUAAGGUAGACGAAGAUAAUGAUGACUAGCUCAUUCAAAUUAGAGGGACCUCGGCGAGUAUGUACAAAUCUCAUCGGGCAGUCCCCGAGCUUUAGAAUUCUAACUGGACCUUUGUGGCUCAUUUGAGGUAACUUAGGUGAUAGGUGAUAGGUGAUAAAUGAUAGAUGAUAGAUCUGCGCAGCGGUUCUGGGAAGGAGGGCUGGGGGUGGGGAGUUGUUUAACAUUAGUUUUCAUAAAUCAUAAAUCUUAAGCCAUUUCAUCUGGAUGCAGUUUCGGCUUGUGUACAAUAGACCUGUAUUUAUGUUAUUCUAAUACUUUAUUUGUGGCCUUUAAGAAAUUUGUUCGCUUGAA